Molecule: messenger RNA, 2995 nt
Organism: Marchantia polymorpha subsp. ruderalis
Lineage: Eukaryota; Viridiplantae; Streptophyta; Marchantiopsida; Marchantiales; Marchantiaceae
Source: the annotation of a GenBank genome assembly
AGGGGAGGGCAGGGAAGGGAAGGGGAGGGAGGAGCAGGACCACGACGAAGAGAGCGACGGGCGGCGGAGGCUCAAUAAGGCACGGGGUGCGGAAGGAAGGCUAUGUCUUCCACUCAAACAGCGCUGGAGGUCGGAAGAGUGCGCGCUUCGGUGGGCGGGGCUGGAGCAGGAGCGGCGGCGGCAGGGGCAGCAGCAGGCGGAGGCGGAGGCCCUCUUCUGCAGCAGCCGAGGCGCCUCGCGGGCGGGCAGGGCCCUGCGCAGGGCGGGGCGGGAUUGGGCGCAGGCGCGGCCUCGAAGGCCGCCGAUGCAGCGGCCGCGCGCCAGUCGAGCAUCGCCAACCUGUUCGGGGGCUCGGGGUUCGACGGCUCGCGCGAUCACUUGGGCGAUGUCGGGUUCAAUUCCGGCAGCGCGCGGAACGAUGCGCACGACGAUGGCGGUGCGGGCGAUUGUGACGAGGACGAGGACGAGUACGAGGAGCUUACGAAUGAAGCGGGCAAGAGAAUCCGCAAGAAGAAGAAGCAGUUCAAGCGCUGCUUCCGGGCCAUGUGGCGGGUGAAGCACCCGUGGGUCAUCGAGAUCAGAGCGCCCAACGAUCUCACUGUUAUGAAAUGUCAGUACUGCAAGGAGUUCGGGCUCAAUAAUCCCUGGGGCAAAGGGGAGGGCUGCAAGACCCUGCAAUUGUCCGCGCUUAAGACUCACGAGGUCUCCCACGGCCAUAAGAAAGCCGCCGCGGCAUGGGCCAGCCAAAAUCAACAGAAUGAGCACGGAGGAGGCGGAGGCGGAGGCGGAGGAGGAGUCAGUGUGCACUCCAUCCAAUCGAACAACACGAAUUUAAACCCUGGAAUGAACCUUCUCCAGCCGAACUCCUCGCUGUCGAUUCCGGGAUUGCACCACCAAUCGCAGCAGGCGCUCUAUCCCUCCGAGAGCCCAUCGGUCGAGCUGCAAGAAGGACCGAUAAUUAGUGUCAUUCAGUUGAUGUAUUUUACCGCCUCGCACGAUCAUGCCAUCCAAGAUUACGAGGCUCUGUGUAAGUUGCACAGGUUUAUGGGAACUCCCGGCAUGCCCGUUCAUGAUGAGUACUCUGCCUACACCAGCGUUAGGGCGGGCAAGGAGUUUCUCUGGGCCUCGAGCGAGUUUUUGAUCAAAGGGCAGCAAGCCAGCAUCACGGGGAGCCCUUUCUUCUCUCUAUUUAUUGAAGAAGGUAUAGAUAGGGCUUUUGAACAGCACGUGAUAGUUUACAUAACAUAUCUCUCGGAAAAGGGUUCUGGCCUUCCCGUUGUGGAAUUUGUCGAGCUUCUGGAGAUCGCGGACAAUUCGCCUCAAGCAAUUUACAAUGCCCUCGGCGAUUUGCUCUCCCGAAAAAGGUUGCAGCUGUCGAAGCUAGUCGCCAUCUGUACUGAUGGGGGUUUCAUCAUGACUAGUGCUAGGGAGGGCCUGGUAUCAAAGUUGAAACGAGACGUUCCCCAUUUGCUGGAGAUUCACUCCAUAGGGCAUAGGGAAGCUCUCGCUGCCGGCGAUGCCGCGAAGUUGCUGUCAGAGCUAGACUUCGUCGAUACUUUCGCCAGCAAAGUUUACGAGUGGGCUGGACGCUCGGCGAAACGGCAUUCAGAACUGUCGGAGCUGCUGGAAGCUUUUACUCAAGGAGUGGUGGAAGUCGUCCAAAUCCACAGGAUUAGGUGGUUGUCCCGGGCCCAGGUGGUCGAGAAGUUGGUACAAGUGAUGCCAAUAAUUUUGGAAAGGUGGCAGGUCGAGGAAGUGGAGUGGUAUGCCAUCGCCACUUCGUUCCAGCUGCAGUUCUGUCUCAAUCUACUUGCUGAUGUUCUGUGUGAUCUCAACAAACUCAACAAGAAGUUCCAAGAGGAGAAGGUUGAGCUUACAGCCAUAGGAGCACAGUUGGACGUCACGAUUUCUGCCUUGAAGAGAAGAUUUCUGCGAGGAUUUGAGGAAUUUGCCCAAGGAACCAAGUACUUGAAGGAGUUCUUGAAACAAGCGGAUGGGGGAGAGUUACAGUAUGUAGAUGGAGAGGGCACUUUGCACCAGCAUCGUCUGAGGUUUGAGGCUAUGCCUGGAUGCAACAGAGGAGGAUCGAUUGGCGACUGCAAGAUUCUCGGACAAGAGUACAUAAGGAAAGUGAUAGAGUCCCUGAAUGAGAGGUUUCCUGAUAACCAUACUUACAAUGCUGCGAAGAUAUUUAGUCCGAAAUAUUAUCCAGGUGACGAAAUUGAAAGGGAAAGGGUAACGUCCCAGUGGUUGGAGAGACUGCUGGAAAAGUUCGGCUCUCAUGAUUUGGAAGAGCCAUUAGUGAAUUCCGAGAGGUGUAGGCAAGAGCUCCCAGAGUUCGUCUCAAUGCUGGCUAGUUGUUGCGAGAGAAAAGGUAUGGUCGAAGCCUGGACUUUCUGCGGAGAAGUAAAAGAUUGGUACGCUAGUUGGCCUAACUUGAUGCAUCUAUGGCAGAUCGUUAUGGUCAUUCCCUCUAAUACCAUUGCCUGCGAACGGGGCUUUUCGAGACAACACUUAGUUAGAGACACAACCAGAACACACCUAAACCUUAAAACUCUAGAUGCGUCCAUGAGAGUGUCAGUCAAUGGCCCAGACAUGAGUAAAGUAGAUUGGCGGGCUAUCUUCGAGAUAUGGAAGAACGCUAAAGACCGUCGGCCUCUCAGGUUAGAAUAAUCAUGAUAGUGAAGUUUCCCGGAGGUAGCCUUAGCGUCUGUACAUUGUAAAAACCUGUCCCGGUUCCGAACUUGUAUAUUUACUCGAAGGUGUACCGUCAACUAGUCCUAGACAUAAUCAGAUCGCAGCAGGAUGAAAGUACAUUUUUUACAUAGUGGCAACUACUACCGGGGUCACUCAAUUUUGAGUUUUACUCGCUGUGUAAAGUACACAUGCAUCAUAUCAGAGUGCAUGGCUUCCAAUCUGACACUUUGUAACAACUUCGUAUGUAUCCUCGCUGUGACUGUGGCUUGAUUUUCUCAGGGAAUGACCUGAAUCUGAC